AUCAGCUCCCGACCACUUCAAGCAUCAUGUCGACUGUUUACCACGAGGCUACGAGUAGAGAUACCAGGACCAAGAAUCAUAAGAAUAACCUCACAAUCUGCUUAAUACAGUAGUUGCAGUCAGCUUCAGACCAUGUCGUCGACGUCCCUGGCUGAGCUUUUGGGCACCCUCCGCAAAGAAAAUGGCCAACCAGACCUUGAGGCCAGACGGGAAGAGUAAGUCAACACAAAAACAUGGCUUCUGGGAUUAUCUGAGACUUCCAGGCUCAAUGAUUUGAUUCGGAGCCUUCCCAGCAACGACUUGCGCUUUCUAAAACACCAACUGGAAUCUUAUACCUUGGAAAAGGACAUAUGCGGAAGCUUACCACCCGAGCUUCUUCUCCACGUUUGUGCGUACCUCGAUCUAGACGAGUUCCUCAAGGCACGAUGUGUGUCGCGUCUAUGGUACAAAGCAUUUUCCGAACCCAAGGUGCUUCGCAGUAUUGCCAGAGUACAUUCCUUGUCUGCUCGGAGAGAAUCCUUUGAUCCGAAAGAUCGAGAAUUGCAAAAUGAGGCACAUCCUUCGAUUUUGGAAUGGCUACCAAGAGCUGCAUCAAAGAGAACCAAGAGACUUCACGGCCAGUAUACAUCGGUGUCUGCGCGACCGUAUACCAAGCCACAACCAAACCAUCAAGCAGUGGCUGCGAAGCAGUACUGUGGAGGAAGAGUCGCUUUCAAUCUAGGCGAGAGGAGUAUUGCAAUCACAGAUCUCCGCACAAAUAUCACGACAACUGUGAUGGAUCCUGAUAGGGCAAGGCUGGAAAAAUGGCAUUUAUCAGAGCAGUUUUUGGUAGCCUUUACUAAAAGCCCGUGAGUAUUUUUUUUUCCUUUGGCGAGAUUUACUUUGUACUAAAGAGCUCGUCAGCCAAUACAUCAUUGCGUUUCCCUUGGGCCUUGAAGUCGGCGAAUCCAAGAGCGUCCGGCUCCCCUCCGCGGUCAGAGGGCUCUUCCAGUAUCAGGACGUUGUUGGUAUGAUAACAACCAUGUAUGAAGUUCUGAUCUGGGAAAUUGGGGGGAAGCUUCGUUCUUUGGCUGCUUCUAUCCCUGACCAUCUUGUGCCCUUCAAGCUAAAGCCUGUUGGCAUGACUUUUCAUCCUCAGGACACGCGCAACGUUUUUGUUGUUCUUACUGGCGCAAAUAGACAAGUGUCUAAUAGCAAAUGCAAACUUUCCGAGCCGAUCACCAAAAUCGUUAUUCAGGAAUACAGAUAUCCUGAGCAGCUCCCAGUUACUAUACACGAGUUCGACUUGUUCCGCGAUGUCGAAGUAGAUUUUGACAAAGAUACUCCCAAUCGGAAAUUUCUUGCACUCGAGGAUAAUUCCAUUGGUAUCGGAAUUAGAGAUAUGGUCUCGACAGCAAUGGACGAUGAGGAGCCCGAGGAUGUUGUUUGGGGAGAGAGCCAGUACAAGAGAGUGCCUCCGGCACUUCCAAGGCCACAUCCAUGCAAACAUGAUAUAUCUUCCAAGAAGGCUUUACGCCCGCACACACGAUGCCGUCAAUCCGUUGAACUAUCUCAGCACAAGACGAUAAAAGCCCUUGUUGUGGUCAAAUUCAAUACCCAGUCGAAAAUCUUUAGCACACAGUGUUACCAUCCACCAAUUUAUACCGGCUACGAGUUGCCGACGUAUGCAGAAACCCACCUGUAUGAUCAUGCUCUCUUUUGGCGAAAUCAACUCGUAACUGGAGAUGGCACUUCUCCUGCAUAUAUUAUGGGACUUAAUGAUUGCAGUCAACGCCCCAAUGAUAUGGAUGCGUCACUAGAUUUCUGCGGCUAUGGGCGACUAGAAUCCAAGACAUCAUGGACCGCGUUUACCUGGGUAAGUCAUCGAUCUGAACCCGCGGGAGCACAAUGGGCCGGAAGGGCAGAUCCUAACAGUGGGGACUUUCAAUCGGAAUUCCAAGGCGACGACGAAUUUGUGGUCAGGUUUCUGCCGUACGGCUAUUUUGUCUGGUAUUUUGGCGAACAUAUAGCAAUUCCCACUGUGCGACCGACCCGUAUUCAUACGGAGAGAAAAUUAUGUGAUCAUGAGAUAUCUGAGUAAGAUGAGGAUAAGGUUCCUGUUCGAGGAUUGGCCGACCCUCUCUUUUACCGUGGUGGGAGGACGUAUGGAAGUUACUAGUGGGUCGACCAGGUUAGUCGAUAACCUAGUGUGUAUUUCCUCGUGAUGGUUAUCAAAAUCAUCUGCUUCCAUCGGUACUAACAGAUCUGGCACAUUGUAUCAGUCUUUGACGGUUUUAUGCUACCGUAGAUCUCAAAACCUAUUAAUGUCCAAAUGCCCUAGAAUCAUGUAUCAAUCACCCAGGUUGAGAGCUUGGUAAUCUGGGAUGUAUUUCUCCGUAAAGACGGCACAAGUUAUCUGCUUUCGCUGAUGCUAGGUGGUAGCAUUUGCACAUUAUAUCCGUCGUCGUCGGUUUUAAGCUGCUGUAAAUACCGAAUUCCAACGUCCAUAGGCUGUUGUAUACAUACACCCUUUUAAUUCAAUGUGCUUCAUGUACUCGUAGCUCUUACUCUUCCCACAGACCCAGCUGUAAAGCCGAUGUAUAUCACCGAAAGCUGUCGGAGAAAUGCACCGCUGAUUACUGGUAUUGGUGGGGGACUUCACUCAAUGACGUGGGGCAUUUUCGCAGCUGAAAUAGUGGGGUGAAGAGAAGAUAAAACAACUAAGUUACCAACUAUCUCUUCCCUUGAAAACCACAAAACACCAUCAAUUCUUCUUGAAAACAUUUGUGGAUAUCCAAAGAGUCUUCAGUUCGUGUCAAAUUUCAGCGUUCAACACGUACACCCGCAGAGAUGAAAGUAUUUCUUAGUGGUACGUAUACUUUGGGAUUGAUAUUCUCCAAACUACCCCGCAUCCUUCCCCCACUAUCACUACUCUUGUUCUCCCACCAAGACUCCGUUCGAAUCGCAACCUAGGUUGGAAUUGGGGUAAGGUCAAUAAUAGUAACGUUUCGUAGGAGGAUCCGGCUUCAUCGCCGCCCAUGUUCUUGACAUUCUCCUUGAACAGGGUCAUGAGGUUAUCACCUCCGUUCGUUCCCAAGCCAAAGCCGACAAGAUCAAAGCUGCACACCCGAAUGUACCAUCCUCUAAACUCGACUUCCGCAUCAUAGAGGACAUUGCAGUUCCAGGUGCCUUUGACGAAGCUCUCAGAAUCGACGGUCUCGAAGCUGUCAUUCAUACAGCUAGUCCUUUCCACUUUAACGUCACCGACAUCAAGAAAGACCUCCUCGAUCCCGCAAUUACUGGCACCAAAGGUAUCCUCUCCGCCAUCAAAAAAUAUGCACCUUCCGUUAAGAAAGUCGUAAUUACCUCCUCUUUUGCCUCCAUCGUGGACCCCUCGUUAGGAAAUGAAGCUCCCUCCAAGACUUAUACCGAGAAGGAUUGGAAUCCAAUUACAGAAGCCGAGGCAUUAGAAAAUCCUUCUAAUGGUUACCGUGCCAGUAAAACAUUUGCUGAGCGUGCAGCUUGGGAGUUUGUCGAGAAGGAGAAGCCAAAUUUCACCCUGAGCACUAUGUGUCCGCCUUUGGUUAUUGGUCCAGUGGUGCAUUACUUGAAUUCCCUGGAUGCACUCAACACUAGCAAUCAGAGAACAAGAAACUUCAUGACCGGGGAGUGGAAGAAGGAGAUUCCAGAUACCGGGACUUUCGUAAGCCCCGUCUCUCUUCACCCUAUAUUCAUUCGCUAGUCAAUUGCUAACGCCAAUAACAGGUUUGGGUAGAUGUUCGCGACCUUGCCCUCUGUCACGUUCUAGCUCUUACUAAGGAGAAGGCUGCCAACGAGCGUUUCUUUAUUGUUCAAGGCUUCUUCAGUAACCGUGAUAUAUGCGAGAUUAUCCUCAAGAACUUUCCUGAGCUAGCAGAUAAGUUACCGGGCAAGGAGGUGAAGAGUGGCGAUUAUCCAGCCGGCGGCCCAGAUGCUCUCUACAAAUUUGAUAACUCCAAGGUAAAGGAUAUCCUGGGCGUCAAAUUUAGGUGUUUGGAGGAGAGUGUUACGGAUUUGGUAAAGAGCCUGAAGGGAAUCGGUGCGUAGAUGGGAUUUGGGAAUUCGUUUUCUUCAAGGCUGGUUAGAAUAAUGGUAGAGGGGCUCCUUGGAAUGAAAAUUG
Hymenoscyphus albidus is the source of this 4138-nucleotide messenger RNA. The record is from the annotation of a GenBank genome assembly. NCBI's taxonomy places the organism in Eukaryota, Fungi, Ascomycota, Leotiomycetes, Helotiales, Helotiaceae.